UGCAUACUUUAUGAGGAUAUGCAGAAUUUCAUACAGGAAAUAUUGUAGGAUUAAGAAAACCAUAAAUUGAACUAGAUUAUGGCAAUAACGACCUUAUUUCCAUAAUCGAAAAGACAUACAAAAACAUUCACAAAAAUUUACAUGUCAUGGAGGUAUUAGACUGAACUGCCAAAGAGAUGAGGUCUUCACUUUGAUAUCAACCUCUAGGUUCCACAUCACAUGUUGUUCAGACGGCAGGAUUCCAUUAUCCACAUUGUUGUGUUGUACAAGCAUCCAGGGACGUUUCUGUGGCAUGCUGCCGUCGAAUCAGGGAAUUCAACACAGAAGUGGACGUCACUAAUAGGAGAUAGGCAAAUACAGUUUGGGAAGUAUGAAGGAAUAUAUGACAACAUGGAGAUAGUACCCACCAAACUGGAUGGUGUAAAACUCAACAUUCCCAAGGACCCAGCAGCAUUUCUUCAGCAGAUUCCAGAUGCCAGAUUCCUGGAAUGCAACUACGAGCAGGCCAGGGCAUUCUACACAGCGUACGGGUCUGACCUGACUGCCAAGGAUGUCAAGUUUAUAAGGCAUGCAACCUCUCUCCUGUCCAAAAGCAAGGCUGUGCUGGACAGGAUAGGUGUUCGCUUCUGGAUUUGCAGUGGGACAUUAUUAGGUUGGUUCCGACAGUGUGGGAUCAUUCCGUACACUAAUGACGUGGACAUUGGAAUCUGGAUCAAGGAUUACAAAGACACAUUGAUCCCAGCUUUCCAGGCAGCCGGGCUGUCUCUCAGACACAAGUUUGGAAAGAUGGAAGACAGUUUUCAGCUAGCCUUUAAGUCAGCAAAUGUAAAAAUAGACAUUUUCUUCUUCUACGAGGAGGGGGACAUCAUGUGGUUCGGUGCGACCGAUGGGCGGACAGGAGAGAAGUUCAAGUACAUAUCCCCCAGGUUUACGCUGUGCUGGACAGAGUUUUUAGACAUGAAGGUUCGAGUACCAUGCCAGACGCUUGCAUACAUCCAUGCUGACUAUGGACCCAACUGGUACGAACCGGUCAAGGAGUGGGACUGGAAAAACAGUGCACCUAACAUCCAGCCAAACGGACAGUGGCCAGAAGAGGAGUGGUCAGAAGUGAUACAGUAUUUUCAUGCGAAAUGAUGGUUUAGAACUUUCUGCCAGAAUUUUCAAUAAGAUUUCAAAUAUAUACACAUCGAUGUUCUUUCUUUUUGCUACCUUCUUUUUUCAUUGUCCAAAAAGAGAGUCUACUAGCACACCGCCUAUGACAACAAUCUCCUCUGGAAUGGUUGGAACAAAAUGUAAAUUCAAAUUUUGUUGUUAAACGUAACAUUAUCAAGUAAAUUUGAAUUUAACUUGCUUCUUAAUAAUGGUAAAAAUGGAUAUGUUUCAUAAUCGAAGGUUCGUCUGUGUUGAUUAGAAACAUGCAUUUGUCUGUACUGCGUAGAUGUAUGAAGCAGGGAAAUAUAGAUUGUA
Molecule: messenger RNA, 1467 nt
Organism: Branchiostoma belcheri (Belcher's lancelet)
Lineage: Eukaryota; Metazoa; Chordata; Leptocardii; Amphioxiformes; Branchiostomatidae
Product: fukutin-like
Exons: 5
Coding region: 220-1134 (304 amino acids)
Cellular component (GO): Golgi membrane
Source: RefSeq, a predicted model, not a curated record